GUUAACAUAGACUAGUUGCCUAUUUUACACCACCUCUCACUGGAAUCUGAGUAGGUACACACAGUCUUCUAAGCAAACAAACCCAAAAUGAAGCCAUGCUUUUGGAGCUUUGGUCUGUUGUAUUUGGGAUUUCCAGAGCCAACCGCUGACUAAUAUACUCCCACGCAUCUUCCCAGCAGAUUAUGAUGACAUUUCGAAAGCGAAAGUGAACAGAUGGGAGAGAUGAGGCACUUUGCUACCUAUUUACCACUGCUUCAGAACAAACUGUUAUAAAAGAAGACGACUCCAUCGUGCGUCGUCAUGGUCCAAAGAGUACGCGGGACUGCGGUGGGAUGCUCGGGGAGUUGCGCAACAACGCCGGUGUUUCUUUUCGCAGUUUCACUUACAACUUUCUGCAUCUGCGUCUGUGUAUUGUUUUUCCAAGCGGGGCAGAUCAGUGAGCUAAAGUCAGAGUUGAUGAAUUUAAAGACGAAAGUUGAGACGGCGGAUAUGUCGGGGCAUGCCGCUUGCUGCUGGGUAUGGGGCUGUUACAGGGACACAACAGGACAGAGUCUAAAUAGAGUCAGAAGAGAGGCCUCAAAACGUGGAAGACAGCGGCGGCAGAAUCGAACAGAGAACCGCACGCUCCUACACCUGCAGGCUUUGUCUUCUCAUUCACAGGAUGAAGAAGACCGCACAGUCAUAAAAUGGACACCUGCUUGGAGUCAAGGGGAGGGGCUAUUGGUAUCCGGGGAGACGGUGACCGUGGUGACCGAGGGUCCUUACUUCCUUUACAGCCAGGUACUCUACAGGAGCACCACCUGGAUUAUGGGUCAGGUGAUCAUCAAGCGCCUCAACGGCACCGACACAAAACUACUGAAGUGUGUGAAGCACAUGCCUACAGACGACAACAACAACCCCCUAAACAGCUGCUACACUGCUGGAGUGUUCUUCCUGGAGUCUGGCGCCGUCCUUGAGCUCUCGAUCCCCCGGCGGUCUGCCAGUCUCAUCCUCACCCCGUACUCGACCUUCUUGGGCAUGCACAGCCUCUGGUAGCGGGGGCAGAACCACUCGCUUUCAUCCUUAGACGUUUAGUGAUGUACACUCUCUCACUCUACCCGGAACUGCAAUUCAUAUUGUUUACGUUACAUACUGCUGUUGUGAUGUUGGUGUGGAUGGUGAGGGGUGCCACACUCUCUCUCAUCCCUCAGAUGAUGACACACUAAGCAACAUUUAGAGCAAUGUUUCUGGGAAACAACACCAUACGAUUUUAUUUGGAUAGGUUGUUAUCACUACAACACUUUUAUCAGAAUUACUUGGAUGAGCAGUGGACAACUUUUGUUAAUCAUUCAAUCAAAAAAUUAGGAGCCAGUCAUGGUGUUCCCCACCAACAUGAUUCAAAAAGUUUCCCUGUGUAUCAUUAUCUUUUUUAGUCCCUUGCUCACCCUUGUCCCUUGUACAUGCUCACUCUCCCUGGAAAUAGCACAUGUACAGUAUGCACCAUGCACUACACUACUACUGUGAUGCUGGGAUAUACGGCAAAGCUGGUUGAGUGAAAGCUGGUUAAUGGAAUGGAAAGGUUGUGGUAAAAUCUGAAACAUGAAUAGACAGUUGCCCAGUUUACUGAUAGUAGACCAGUUUGUUACUGCAGAAAUGUUACUAAGUUAAAGGUUUGUCAUUCGAUAACUUCUAUGCUUUACCCCCAAUAGUUCAUGUAUGUAGGCCAUUGUCAGCAGCAGAAUGUGUUUGUUGGGCUGCUUUAUUAUAAAUCUCAUUAAGGUUCCAGGAAAUCUAAAUACAGUUAUCGUUUUUCAAUUAUUACAAAGUAUAUUUUGAAAUAGUGCUGCCAAGCCCUCUGGUUGGAAUUAUACCUGAACAUAUUGCUGUUGUUGCCGAAUGUUUACUUUCACAUAAUUUUAUUAGGGGUGUUCAAUAAAGCUUGGUACUGCCUAGAGAUGUUUGCACUACAUUCAAUUGGGAAGAUACAGAUUCUCAUCUAUGUCGAUAGAAGGAGCUCAUUUAUUGGAAACUAGUCAUCCAAAACCUAGUUCAGAGGCAUAGCUCCUGGUUGUCCUUUAUGAACUGGUAAACCAUUUUCAAGACCCAAAAAAUAAGUCCAGUUGCAACUUGGUUGAGAUCCAUUUGGGAGAACUUUUGUGUCUAUCCAAAUAGUAUGAUUAUAUUUUUUUCUGGUAUGGUGCUGGGCAUCGUAGGCUCUAACUUACCAGACAGCUUGAGGUAAAUAUUCCAUCAAGAGAAAUGUUCUAGCCAAAAGCUGAAUAUUUUUGUUGGCAGAACUACUAUUGUGUAACUGUGGGCAUACAUACCCAACACAGACUUUUGAUGGUGUAUUAUUUAAUAUAGAGAAGUGCACCAUAAUCAGACUGGAAGGAAAAGUACUUGGACUAGAAACUAGUUGUAACUUUCGCAAAAUCCCUGUUGUUUUCAUUCAUCUCUAUACUCAUCUCUUCUACCUUUGUUUUGAACUCACCCUAUGGGGUUGUAUGUUGUAUCUUCUUUGCUCUGUUGCCUUGUGUUUUCUGAGGUAUGUAAUUUGUGUCUGCGUGCGUGCGUGUGUGCUAAGCUUACUAACAGGUGGCGCUAUUACCCAGAUAUUGCCCAGGGGGCACCAUUGGGCUUAGUAUGCCCCCUGAACAGCAGUAGGCACAUGGCCAGGCCAUGACUCACUUUCAUGUUGAC
Engraulis encrasicolus (European anchovy) is the source of this 2679-nucleotide messenger RNA. It is a transcript of the gene tnfsf13, whose product is annotated as TNF superfamily member 13. Gene Ontology annotation, cellular component: membrane. Gene Ontology annotation, molecular function: receptor ligand activity; tumor necrosis factor receptor binding. The transcript has 6 exons. The record is from RefSeq and is a predicted model, not a curated record. The coding region runs from base 301 to 1035 and encodes 244 amino acids. NCBI's taxonomy places the organism in Eukaryota, Metazoa, Chordata, Actinopteri, Clupeiformes, Engraulidae. Gene Ontology annotation, biological process: immune response.